Messenger RNA from Staurois parvus, 309 nucleotides. Lineage: Eukaryota; Metazoa; Chordata; Amphibia; Anura; Ranidae. The record is from the annotation of a GenBank genome assembly.
CAGCCCAGCAGUGCUGCCAGUCAGUGCCACCAGUCAGUGCCUCCAGUUGGUGCUGUCAGUGCCGCUUAUCAGUGCCCAUCAUUUCCUGCAUAUCAGUGCAUCAUCAGAGCCUCCUCAUCAAUGCUCACCAGUGCCGCCUCAUCAGUGCUACCUAUCUGUGCCGCCUCAUCAAUGCCCAUCAGUGCUGCCUAUCAGUGCAGCCUCACCAACGCACAUCAAGGAAGAAAUAUUACCUGUUCGCAAAAUUUUCGAAUAGAAGCAAAGGAAACCUUUUAUGUUUUUAAUUUUUUGCUCUUUUUUCAUUUAUAG